UUCAGAAUAAUUCUGGUGCUGGUUCUGUAAAUAAGGAAUCUGAUGAUUUCAUGUGUUUGAUCCCCCCAAAAGUUUACUGUGAGUGUGAGAGCUACGCAGUCCUCAUCUUCUUGUGAGUUGAGUUCAUAGCUGAAUCUGAACACAAAGACCCCUAUCUAAAAAUAGAUGACCUACAAUCCUGUAUGAAUGAAAGAAAUUCUGAGCCAGUAAUCGAGAUUUUGGGGACUUAAGGUUGCACUGUGUGGAGCUGCACAGGUUAUUGUGCAGGUAACUGUUCACCCAAUUCUUCACCUUAAUGACGUAAAGUUUGAUUGUCCACAAGAAGCAUGAGGGAUGUUAAUAAACAUCGUCAUGCAUCAGCAACAUGUCCUGUACCCCGAUUACCGCCCCUCUCUAUCAACAAACUAACUCAGGGUCAGUUAAAGGCGUUUGUACCAGGUUUAAUGCAACUAGCUACAGGUAAUGCUGGUAGUACUGAUAAAGAUAUGACAAAGGCUGCUGAUUGGUUGUUAUUAAACUCUACACAGUCUAAAUCAAAGGAGAAUAUAACGACUGAUGUAUUGAGAGCCAUGGUGCGUAACUGUUAUAGAAGAUUAGGACAGGAAGAUUUACUAUCCUGUAACUCAGAUGCUAGCUGGAAAUCAGCUUUAGCCAGACUCACAGAACUACAAUCCAGUAAUUACUAUAACAAGGUUCCACAGAAUUGUGGGAGUAUGGAAUAUCUUCCAAGUAUUAUGUCUAAUCAAGGGUAUAUGAAGUCUUUCAUUGAGAUAUUUGUGUGUUACUUCUGUUCAGAAGAGUUUGGUGCCAAAGAAGACUUACGGUUACAUCAAGCAGGAUGUUCUCUGAGACCACCAGAAUUACAGGCCAUUCAGUCUGCAACUGUUCCUGCAGCACCAGCAGCAGAUUGUAAUGCUGCUUGUCCUCAACUCAUUCCUCAAGGAAUGGUGUUCGAGGAAAAAGUGGUCACUCAACCUAAGGAUGAAUAUUUGGAAGGUUUGGAUCUAGUCCCAGUUCUAAAAGCAAAGAAAAUACGGGAGAGAAGAAGAGUAACAGAAGUUGAACUUGAUGUGGAAACUUUCAUUGAGCCAGAAACUCCUAGAUCUCCAGCAACUCCUAGGACUCCCAAAUCUUUGAUUUCCCAGUUGAGUCGUGAUGGUGGAGAGUCGAGUUCUUGUAAAAGAAGACUUUCCUAUCUCUUUCCAAGAGACAAUAGUGAUGCAGAAAGUGUUAUUAGUAAUAAUAGUAGUGAUGAACAUGACGAGCAUCAUAAACCCUCCAAAACUCUCUCCCUCCUCUUUAUAGACAUUGCUUCACCUCUUGGACAAAAAGUGCAGCAUUAUAUGACUGCUGAUGAAGUAUCAUCUAAAGUGCUAUCAGACCCAGAAUCAUUUUGUAAAACUCCAGUCAAGGACACAACUUUCUCAGAGAAAUUGCGUGCGAGAAACAAUAUUGUGCAAAUUACUUAUAAACUGACUCGCAAAAGAUUAAAACAGUUUAAUCACAUCUAUCAUUUUAAUAAAUCUCAGCGUCUCGACAGAUAUGAUAGACUUAGAACUGGUCUAAAUAGAGGAAGCAGGAUAAUGAAGAAAUCCUUACCAAAAUGCAGACUUGAAAUUCAAAGAUUAACACCUAAUGAUUUUAAGAAAUGGAAAGCGAGCAUGGAUCCACCAACAGUGCCUUUGAAUUGGAAAGCUCUAAGUAGAAAAGCUGCAUUGAAGAAGUUAUCUCACCAGAUUUUGAAGCAACCCUGCAGUUUCCCAAGAGGACCAGUGUUGUUAUCUCCAGGCAUUGAUAAACUCUUAGGAUUGAGGACGAAAGAGUCUAGAGCAACCAAAAGAACAUCAUUGACCUUAACCAAUGUUGUAUCAGAAGACACUAAUGCAGAAAUGGCCCAGAUUAAGCUUUCUCUUUAUAAGUGUUUACUGACAGAAUUAUCGGACCGUUCCCAAAAGAAUGAUGCAAACUUCCUAAAUACUUCCCCCAUAAAGGAUCAUCAGCGGAUGAAUGAUUCUCCAGUUUUCUUAUCUCCAUGUUCUGUAAAGAUCCAACCCCUCCAGAAACCUAGUCCUAGAUCAUCUCCUUCAAAGAAACACAGUAAGGUUUCACCAACAGGUCCUUUGAAAAUAGAAAUUCCUACAAGUGAACAUUUCAACAGCUUUUUGUCAUCCAGGAAAUGUUCUUCUACUGGAGAAGAUUUGUUGAGAGAUAUUGACUGUUUGGGAUCAGAUGAAUCUAUUUCUGUUAGAACUGUAUCUUCAGACGAGUCAUUCAGCGGUAUCUCUCCCAAUGAAGAUUCCUGUGUUAAAUGCAGAAAUAUUGUAUGUAGCUGUAAUAUUAAAAAAGAAAAGAACAUUGAUAGUAAACAGUCCAACAUCUCCAUAGAUAAAAAAGGUGACAGCAAGCCUAUAAAACGAAAGGUGGGAAGGCCUUUGAAAGAUCGUAAUUCAGAUACAAACAUCAGAAAAAAACCUGUUACACCACCAAGAAGUGUAGGAAGACCAUCAAAAAAAAUGAUCUCAACAACUAAGCCAGUAUUAUCAACCUCUAAGAACAGGAAUCUCACCAGAAGUAGAGGCGAUUGCAGUCGUCAGAUUAUCAGAAAGUAUAGAAAAGAGUUAACAAGUAACCUCCUUAGAAAGCUUCAGAUUGAUAUGGUGGAAUACAAUUUCACUCCAUCAAAUAUGACUUCUACUGAAGAUGUAAUUCCAAAGGGUAUGGCUAAAAAACUUCACAUUGACAUGGUUUGGGAUCCAAAUAAUACAAAAACGGGACGUGGUGAAUAUAAAAAAGUGCUAAAAAGUUCAGCAAGUGGAGAUUUAUUGCAAGUAAAAUCAAAAAAGACAAACACUGUUAAACGUGUUCCCAAAUCCCCAAGUUCUGAUUCCGAAGUGUCUUUUAAAAAAAUAACAGACUCAGCAGAUUCAUCAACUACAACAACAAAAAGUAAAUCUCUCUUCAUUUCUAAAGAUGCAGACAUCAGUCAGAAAAACUGCGAAAAGAAAGUGCUCAAAAAUGAAAACCAGAAGACUCAAACUUCUGAAAUGUCAAAGAAGAAGCUGAUGCAUCAGAAAACAGCCAGUGUUCCAAAGGGCUUACAGAUUGAUAUGGUUUGGGACUUCAAAGAUCCCAAGACACGUCAUGAAGGUGGUGGUUCAAUGCAAUCAUCGCUACUGAAAAGGUCAAAUUCGAUCUCAAGCAGCCAAUCUGUUAAAGCGCCUUCCUCAAAAGAAACGACACAAAGGAAACAGCCAGGUGCCAUUUCUAGCCCAUUGAAAACUUAUGCACUGAAGAGAUCACAUAGUCAAACUUCUAAAGCAUCCCCUUUGAAAGAUUCCAAGAAGACAAACAAUAUGGCAGAAAUACAGAAAAAGUCAGUAAAGGUAUCUCCGCUGAAAAAAUCAAACUUUAGUAAGUCGGCUUCCGAAACAAAUGUGUCAAGUCGUGGAGCGACACAAAAGAAAUCAAGCAGCCCUGCAUCUACCCCAAAAAAAUCUCCUUUGUUGAAGAAAUCAAGCUCUAUUUCCAGUUGUAAAGCAUCACAAUUAACUCCAUUGAAAGAAAACAAAACAGCAAGCACUGUUUCCAGUCCCUUGAAAACAUCUCCAGUGAAGAGAUCCAACUUGGUGUCCAGCUGCAAAUCACCUAAAGCAUGUCCAUCAUGUGAUUCUCCAGCAAGAAAGACUAAUAGUCCAUCACCCAGCAAAAAAACUUGCGGAACUCCAGUGAUUACAAAGUUCUUUCCAAAACAGAAGUCCUUGCCAGCAUCACCUUCACCUCCUAAAUCCCUCAACAAUCCCAAGUUGACCAAAUCUAGUUCUUCCCCAAUUAAAACUCAACAAGUAAACCCGAAGAAAAAAUCCUCUAGUGCUACAGGAACUCUCUCAAAAAGCAAUGCCAAAUCUCCCCAAAAACAAUUAGUCAAAAACUCUCCCAAAAAGCAGUUAGUCAAAAACUCUCCAAAAAAGCAAUAUUCAUUAACAAAAUCUAAAUCUUCACCAAGUAAAAUUUCCAGUGAUAAACCCAAUAGACCUAAACCAAGUGUAUCUGCUGGACACUUGUUGGCUGGAGCAAAAAGAAAAUUGUCAGUUGGUUCAAUAUGUGCUCCAAAACCUAAAAAACAGAAAUUGUGAACAAUGUAGGAAAGAUAUGAUCUGAACAUUAUAUUAACUGUAAGUGGUAUAUUGAAUCAAAUUUUACGGAACUGUGUACAUAGAAUACUGUAGAGGACUUCAUUUUGUGUGUGUGUAAAAUUAAAUUUAAAGUGCUGUCUGUAAAAUCAGGUACAGACUCCCAUGGUGCAUUGAAUUGAAAUGAGAUGGGCUUAUGGUCCUACUUUUCUGGACUUACUGGGUUAAUGGUGCAUUGAACCCUGCAAGCAUCCUGUGUUAAAUAUCCGGUCCUGAUUUUCGAAAAACUUAAAUUAAACCAUCAUUUAAGACUGUUGCCAUUUGAUUGGGUUGUGUAAAUUUAAACUGAUCAAAUUGACAAUAAGACUAUCUUUCUCCAAAAUAUAUCCUACAAUUCGAGUUGGAAGAAUGUUGUUUCUGCAUGUAAAUAACCAUUGAAUUUAAGGGAUUCCAGAAAUCCUGAUGCCACUUCUCCUGGCUAGCAAUUUCCAAUGUGCAUACGUGUAUAUAUUGAGAUUAAGCCAUCAGAGUAAAUAUCCUAAACUAGGGUGAUAUUAUACAAUGUAUUUGUUUGAAGAUACAUUUAAUUCUUGUUACAUUAAUUGUUCUUGUUAAAGCUGCCAAAAGUUACACGAUUGCAUUAUUAUUAUUAUUAUGUUUUAAUAGAAAAUGCUCUGUUCACCAACAAUCUCAAGAAGUGAUGUUCUCAUACAUGUAAUUUUAAAAUGUAUUAGCUGUUGGUGGGCUGAGUGGUCAUCGUCUGAUUAAAAUCAAAAAUGAAUAAAAAGGGAACACAAGACAAUAGAUGUGAAAUAAGAAAAUAAACUAUUCUUACGAAAUGUUUUAAAGCUGUGUGAACUUUGUAUUUUGUAUUUGUAUUCUGUAUUUGUGUAUUAAAGAGACAAUAGCGUUUAAUAUUAUACUACCGGUAAUUUACAUAUAUUUUUGAAUCAAAUAUUUUCUAUGACUACUAAUAGGUAUAUUUAUUAGGUUCGACUGUUGAAAUGUUAAAGUUUUAAAAUGGGAAAACUUUGAAGUCAUGGAUAAUGAACUAUGCACUAAUUCUAAUUUAUAAGAAUUAUUUAUAUUUUUUUUUUGUUGUAAUUAGUAGAGAUCUUUGCUUAAAGUUUUUCAUUGGGAACUCAAUUUCUUGUUAAGUUCAAAUUAAGUUCAAGUUAAUGUACCAGGUUUUUGGUGGUUGAAGUUAAGUCAAUGUAGAGUAUAAGUCAGAUCAUUGGAUUUUAUGAUUUUUUUCAGAAAAUUCACCAUUUAUGACUUCUAGCAGAGUAUAUUAUUAUUAUUUUAUUUUAAGUCUAAUUUUUAAUAUAAUACUUAUGUGAUCAUCUCAAUAAGAUUACAGAUCUUUUUAGUCAUCGUUGUAAAUACCAUUAACAUUAAACAGUUGCAACCAUUUAUUGUAAAAAGUUUAGAUGUUUAAAUCAU
Messenger RNA from Patella vulgata (common limpet), 5573 nucleotides. RefSeq lists its product as uncharacterized. The record is from RefSeq and is a predicted model, not a curated record. The transcript has 6 exons. Lineage: Eukaryota; Metazoa; Mollusca; Gastropoda; Patellidae. The coding region runs from base 327 to 4133 and encodes 1268 amino acids.